Messenger RNA from Benincasa hispida (wax gourd), 627 nucleotides. Its product is annotated as DNA-binding protein S1FA-like. The record is from RefSeq and is a predicted model, not a curated record. Lineage: Eukaryota; Viridiplantae; Streptophyta; Magnoliopsida; Cucurbitales; Cucurbitaceae. Gene Ontology annotation, cellular component: nucleus. Gene Ontology annotation, molecular function: DNA binding. Gene Ontology annotation, biological process: regulation of DNA-templated transcription.
AGCGGCCCAUAGAAAGCGCAGGACUCGGGUGGACCAAAAUCGCCGAUUUAUAUGAAUCUUCCCCUUUUGUUCUUGGAUCUCGCUGACAUUUUCAUUGCCGUCAACGCUUCGCCGCCGUUCCGAUCCGUACAAUUGCCGAUAUUCAGGAUCUUCUUGCCGGCCGAUCUAUCCGGCUCUGAGUCGUAAUCAUGGCUUCAGCCAAUGGCAAGGGAAAUGUGAUCAAUGAUGUUGAAGCAAAAGGAUUCAAUCCAGCGUUAAUAGUACUUCUUCUUGUUGGUGGGUUGCUGCUGAUUUUCCUCGUAGGGAACUAUGCACUUUAUUUGUAUGCACAGAAGAAUCUCCCUCCCAAGAAGAAAAAGCCAGUAUCUAAAAAGAAGAUGAAGAGGGAAAGACUGAAGCAAGGAGUGUCUGCACCUGGAGAGUAAAAAACAGAAAAGAAUACGAAAAAAAUUUAACUUCCCGAGGUUUCCUUCUCUGUAGAACGUUUUGUUUUUCAAAAUUUUUCCUACAUAGACUGCCUAGAAAGUUGUUUAACAGUUUAUUUAUUUAUCUGCUGUCUUAAAACUCUUCAGAAAUGGAACUUGAUUUGUGAGUUUUAAACUCAUAUUUCUUGGGCUCUUUUCUCAA